AUGCAGAGCAGCUUCAAGACCGUUCCUUUCAAUCCUGAUUUCUACUCUCAAUCCUCUUUCUUCUUCAGAGGAGAUAGUUGUCUUGAAGAGUAUAAUCAACCCAGCAAUGGUUUUCACCAUGACCAAACUCUUGUCGGUUUAAGUCCAAAUGUCACUGUUGCUUCUAACAACUUACACUAUACGACGUUUGAUACGGCUAUGGAGUGUGGUUUGAGGGAGAGACUUGAAAGAGAAGAGGAGUGUUUGGACACAGGGCAAUUAGUGUUCCAAAAGGGGACAAGGUUAGGAGUAGGAGAAGUGAACAGCAGUUUAGAGAACUGGUGUGAUUCGGUUUCAGCCAUGGCUGAUAACAGUCAACAUACUACUGACACUUCCACAGAUAUUGAUACUGAUGACAAGACUCAGCUGAAUGGAGCUCAUCAAGGGAUGGUUUUGGCUACAGAUUGUUCAGAUCAAUCAAAGGUGAAAUAUAGUGAACAAAGGUCGCUUCGAAGACUAGCUCAGAACCGGGAGGCUGCUAGGAAAAGUCGAUUGAGGAAAAAAGUAUAUGUUCAGCAACUUGAGAACAGUCGUAUCAGGCUAGCACAGCUAGAGGAAGAGCUCAAAAGAGCUCGCCAACAGGGAUGUUCGGCUGAAAACGGUGUUUCAGGGGAUCACACUCAUUUAGCUGCUGGAAAUGGUGCCUUUUCAUUUGAAUUGGAAUAUGCUCGUUGGAUGGAUGAACAUCAAAGGCUGAUCAACGAUUUAAGAGCGGGUGUGAAUUCGCAGUUAGGUGACAACGAGCUACGCAUGCUAGUGGAUGCUGUGAUGAGUCACUAUGAUGAGAUAUUCAGGCUAAAGGGAAUUGGUACUAAAGUCGACGUCUUUCACAUGCUCUCAGGCAUGUGGAAGACGCCUGCUGAGAGAUUCUUUAUGUGGUUGGGUGGAUUCAGAUCAUCUGAGUUACUAAAGAUAUUGGGGAACCAUGUGGAUCCGUUGACGGAUCAGCAGUUGAUAGGCAUUUGCAAUCUUCAACAGUCGUCUCAGCAAGCAGAAGAUGCAUUGUCACAAGGCAUGGAAGCUUUGCAACAAUCGCUUCUCGAGACGCUUUCCUCUGCUUCAAUGGGUCCAAAUUCUUCAGCAAAUGUUGCAGACUAUAUGGGUCAUAUGGCAAUGGCCAUGGGGAAACUUGGCACUCUCGAAAACUUCCUUCGUCAGGCAGAUCUAUUGAGGCAACAAACUCUGCAACAGCUUCACAGAAUUCUCACCACACGACAAGCUGCUCGUGCGUUUUUGGUCAUCCACGACUAUAUUUUUCGGCUUAGAGCACUUAGCUCCCUAUGGUUAGCCCGACCUAGGGACUAA
Messenger RNA from Arabis nemorensis, 1344 nucleotides. The record is from the annotation of a GenBank genome assembly. NCBI's taxonomy places the organism in Eukaryota, Viridiplantae, Streptophyta, Magnoliopsida, Brassicales, Brassicaceae.